GAUGGCUUCAAACCCGUGAAUGCUUGGGUCUUGAGUGGUAUCUCAUGGCUCGACGACGUGCAAGCCUUCUAUCGGGAACGCAGCGCCAUUGAAAAGGAGUACAGCCAGAAACUCAGUGCCCUCGCCAAAAAGUACUUUGACAAGAAGACCCGUAAGCAGAGCAGUCUGAGUGUUGGAGAUACUCCGACCGUCACUCCCGGUUCUCUAGAGAGUGCUUCCAUGACAACCUGGAGUACCCAACUUACCACCCUCGAGAACCGCGCUUCCGAACACGAUCGUUUCGCCACGCAACUCAUCUCUCACCUCGCCGAUCCUAUCAAGCAUUUGUCCACUCGAUGCGAAGACCUACGUAAACACCAUGCCGACUAUGCCGCCAAACUCGAGAAAGAGCGUGACAACACCUAUGCUGAUCUGCGCAAAACAAAGACAAAGUACGACAGCGUCUGCCAGGACGUCGAGAAUCGCAGAAAGAAGAUUGACAGCAGUUUUGACCAUGGCAAGACCAAGGCCCAGGCCGCCUAUGUACAGAUUCAGGCAGAUAUGCGCAACACAAAGAACACCUACUUGAUCUCCAUCAACGUCACCAACAAGCAGAAGGAGCGAUACUAUCACGAAUAUGUGCCCGAUCUGCUCGACUCGCUGCAGGACCUGUCCGAGACCCGCGUCGCCAAGUUGAAUACCUUGUGGCUACAAGCAGCGACCAUCGAAACACAAACCCUUUCGCGAUCCACCCAGCUCCUCGAGCACCUCUCAGCUGAGAUUCCACGCAACAACCCCGUUCUCGAUUCCAUGAUGUUCGUCCGUCAUAACGCCGCUAACUGGCAAGACCCCACCGAUUUCACCUUCGAGCCUUCGCCAGUAUGGCUAGACGACGAUGUUAUGGCGUCCGACGAUCUGAGCAAGACUUUCCUGCGUAAUAUCAUGAUGAGAAGCAAGGGGCAGUUGAACGAGCUGCGCAGAGAGUGCGAUGCUAAGCGUCGUGAGGUCGAGGGCGCCAAAAGAGUACGUCAAGCAAUUAGAGAUGGCACGGACAAGCGUGACGAGGUCGAGGUUGUGCGGGCACAAUUCAACCUGCAAGAGUCACUACAUGAGGCGGAGAGGAAGAAGGUGACGUGCGAAGUCGAGGUCAGCACCAUUGCAACUGCUGUUGGUGACCUGAGCAUUGGUGCUCAGAACCACGCCUUCAAGUCUCAGACUUUCAAGCUGCCUACGAACUGCGAUCUUUGUGGUGACCGUUUGUGGGGGUUGUCAGCAAAGGGCUUUGACUGUGAAGACUGUGGCUUCAUCUGCCACAGCAAGUGUCAGAUGAAAGUACCGGCGAACUGUCCAGGUCCCCUGGAUAAAGAACAGAAGAAGAAGAUCAAGGCUGAGCGACAGACCGCAGCUUCAGCGUCCACUCCUCCAGCAGCCAAUGCAGCGGCACAAGGCUCAUCUGACUCUGUCAACGACAUGCCACGUCUCAACCGUACCGACACGAUGGGUAGCAUGAACACGCUUUCGUCCGGUUACGCUGCAAGCGCAAAUCGCAGCGUGUCUGGAACGAACGUCCGGCCAGCCUCAAACUCGAAUGAUAGCGCCAGCGACCUCGGGCGGUCAAACACGGCUAAGCGUCGUAUCCUGGCACCACCACCAGACCACUACGCAAACAGCAAUGGAGAUUCAGCAGACAGCCAACCUCGCGCCAAGAUGAUGUAUCCUUACCAGGCAAGUGGUGAUGGUGAAAUUACCGUGGACGAAGGUGCCGAAGUCACGAUCGUUGAACCAGACGAUGGCGUUGGCUGGAUGAAAGUCCGCACACACUCUGGCGAAGGUCUUGUUCCAGCCUCUUAUGUCGAGAUGAUGCCUUCGUCACCUGUGAGAUCACAACCCGGUCAUCGCGCAUCUAUAACCAGUCUAGCUACUUCGAUCGCUUCUUCUGCUCCAUCGACGAAGAAGAAGGGCCCCGUUGUGGCUCCUAAGCGUGGUGCAAAGAAGCUCAAAUACGUCGAAGCAUUGUACACGUACGCAGCUAGCGGCGAAGGUGAGGCCAGUAUGGAUGAGGGUGAGAGAUUGGUCUUGAUUGCACCAGAUCAGGGCGACGGAUGGUGUGAGGUCGAAAGGGCAGGCGGUCAAGGUAAGGACUUGUCCCUGCCGGGUGGGGGAGACAGCUCUAGGUCGGCAACGGAAUACGAAUCUGAAAGUGAUCUCAUCACACCGAGGCCGGGACCUGCCAACCCCUCCUUACGUACCCAUGCCAAUCUAUCAACACCUGUGCCGCCUUUCUCUUCCUGGUCGAGCAGCCGUGACCGUCGCUUCUAUGACUUUACCAGCGAAAGUGAAGUGGAGCGGCCGAAGAGAGGCGUCUAUCACAGCACUACCGCUAGCGAGUUCGAGGAGGAUUCAUCGNACAAAAACGAAACAGAACCUCACACCUCUGAACUCUUAUCAUUGAAGCCACCAGAGAACCAAGAAAGGCCAAUCAACCCUGCUGCGCCUACUAGCGAAAAGAAGGAUAUCGGUGAUCAGCUUGAGACCGAGGACCAUCCACCAGAGCCAUAUGCAAAGCCUACAAAAUCAGAACAACCCAAGAAGAAAAGCCCUAGAACCAGUCCAGGUCGUCGCCAGGGCUCGAGUUCGAAAACAAGUCCUCGCCAGAGUCCAGAGCGUAGUGCGAAACCAGGCCUCGGGAACAUACCAAGACAGGCCUCUUCCCGCUCAUUGACACCAGGAAAGGUUUCGCCAUCGCUCGAACCUCGCCGUAGUGUCACCUUCUGCUCGACUCUUCCUGCCCGACCAGACGGUUCUGAUAGAUCCUCAUCAUUCAUGUCUCGACGUAACAACGCCAAUCCCGACCGUGCACGCGAUGAAGCAGAAAGCAGUGCAGACGAGAACACGGCAAUCGUCAGACGCAGAACCGGCGUGGGCACGUAUGGGAGUACGGACCUAGAGCACACUGUCACUGCAGGAUAUGACGGCGCAGCAGAAGAAGGGCUGGAUCGAGAACCGAGCCCUAUUGAACGCAGAAGAAAGAGUGGUACAUCUCAGCGAGUUUCAGGUACUCGUGGAGGCAGAGACUCAAGACAAGGCAGUGUCGGGACUGGCCAAGAGUCUGAGGAUGAGGUGGACAGGGAACACUAUUGGCGACAGCUUGUUGAAAAGUAUGGCAGCGUCGAGCUUGAGAACAAAGGGAGUGUUGCACGCGAUCAUCUUGCACUGGAGCGCACGUUUCUAGCAUGGCUGCGUACCUCUUUGUCGUUUGCAUCUAUCGGCAUCGCCAUCACACAGCUCUUCAGACUGAAUACAUCGAUUGCCAAUGAAGACGACUCGGAAUCAGCAGCGGUAGUAAACAACAUCGACAGGGAAAAGUUGCGACAACUGGGCAAGCCACUAGGAGUGACGUUUCUUGGANCAAUUCUCAUUCUUCUACUCGGCUUUCACAGGUAUUUUGAGAGCCAGCACUAUGUGAUUCGUGGCAAAUUCCCAGCUUCGAGAGGUAGUAUUAUGGUUGUGUCGUUUGUGGCAGGAGCGUUGAUUGUGGCGAGUUUGGUGGUGGUCGUUGCUGUCGCUCCUUCUGCUUUCGAGACGUGA
Messenger RNA from Aureobasidium vineae, 3567 nucleotides. Lineage: Eukaryota; Fungi; Ascomycota; Dothideomycetes; Dothideales; Saccotheciaceae. The record is from the annotation of a GenBank genome assembly.